CAUAACUACUGCUUGUAGAACUUGAACCAGGAGAACCUGGAGCACCAAAAGCAGAACCAGAUCCAGGUGAACCUGGGCGAGAACCAGGAGCACCAAAAGUAGAACCAGAUCCAGGAGAACCUGGGCGAGAACCAGGAGCACCAAUGGUAGAGCUAAAUCCAGGUGAACCUGGGCGAGAACCAGGAGCACCAAAUGUAGAGCCAGAUCCAGGUGAACCUGGGCGAGAACCAGGAGCACCAAAAGUAGAACCAGAUCCAGGUGAACCUGGACGAGAACCAGGAGCACCAAAAGUAGAACCAGAUCCAGGUGAACCUGGGCGAGAACCAGGAGCACCAAAAGUAGAACCAGAUCCAGGUGAACCUGGGCGAGAACCAGGAGCACCAAAUGCAGAACCAGAGCCAGGUGAAGCUGGACGAGAACUAGAACCUAUCCCAAAGCUGGGUGAAGGUGAACCGAACUCAUAUCCAGAGUCCCCAGAACCACUUCCAGUAGAACUUGAACCAGGAGAACCGGGGCGAGAACCAGGAGCACCAAAAGAAGAACCGGACCCAGGAGAACCUGGACGAGAACCAGGAGCAACAAAAGUAGAACCAGAUCCAGGUGAACCUGGACGAGAACCAGGAGCACCAAGAGUAGAACCAGAUCCAGGGGAACCUGGGCGAGAACCAGGAGCACCAAAAGUAGAGCCAGGGGAACCUGGACGAGAACCAGGAGCACCAAAAGUAGAACCAGAUCCAGGGGAACCUGGAGCACCAAGGGUAGAGCCAGAUCCAGGUGAACCUGGGCGAGAACCAUGA
Penaeus chinensis is the source of this 797-nucleotide messenger RNA. RefSeq names its product cuticle collagen 34-like. The record is from RefSeq and is a predicted model, not a curated record. The transcript has 2 exons. Bases 144 to 797 code for a protein of 217 amino acids. Lineage: Eukaryota; Metazoa; Arthropoda; Malacostraca; Decapoda; Penaeidae.